AUGUGUGACGGCUCGAACCCGCUAAGCGGUGCCCGGCAGGGGCGGGCCGCCAACAGGAGGGCGGAGGAGGAGAAGGCGAGGCGGCGCGCAAAGGCGGCGGAGGCAACUGCAGCCAAGAAGGAGGCCAAGAAGUUGGAAAAGCGCCCCCUCCCCGCCUCGGCGUCGGCGACGGUGGCGCUCACCGACUUGGCGAGAGCGCUCGGCGCCACCGACGCCACGCUGUCCGACGUGCUCGGGCUGGAGGACGAUCUACUGGCGCUCCUUCCUUCGCCGUGCCUCGCACUGAUCCUCAUCUAUCCCACGCGUGUGGGCGGCUCGUGCGGCACCGUCGCACUCCUCCACGCGCUCUCCAACAGCACGCCGGCGCUCGCUGUUGAGCCGGGAUCGCCACUAGAGGAGCUCCUCUCCACGCCAGAGCCGGGCGACGGCGAGGCGGCGCUCGUCGCACGACACUCCGAGUGGCUGGCGAACUCGACUGCGGUGCGGGCGGCGCAUGAGCGGUGUGCGGAGCUCUCUACCGCGGCUGCAGCGGCGGGGCGUCAGGGCCGGCACUACGUGGCGCUGGGACGGCGCGAGAAGGAGGCUGCUGACAGGAGGGCGGAGGAGGAGAAGGCGAGGCGGCGCGCAAAGGCGGCGGAGGCAACUGCAGCCAAGAAGGAGGCCAAGAUGAAGAACAAUAAGGCCAAGAAGGCGCCGCCUGCCUUCAAGCUCGAGGAGGAGCGGAGGGCGCGGGCUGCGGCAGAGGUUCGCGCACAGGAGGAGAGGGCGGCGCGGCUGGCUGCUGAGCAGGAGGCGGCGAGGCGGGCGAAGCGGGAGGCGGCGGAGCUAGCGGGUGCGGCGGAGCAGGCGGCGCUGCGCGAGGCUGCGGAGCUAGCAGAGGCGUUUCGCCGGUCAGAGAUAGAUGCGGAGGAGGAGGCUCUGGCGCGCCGGGUGUCGCGGUGCGAGGAGGCGGUGAGCAGCGAGUCGGCCGGCGGCGGGGACCUGAUGCGGCGUGUCGACCGGCUGGAGGCCAGCUUGGGCGCGGCGAUCGAGGGUCGCCUCAAGGAGCGGGUCGGCGCCAUCGAGCGCUUGAUCGGGCCAGAGGCAGCCGAGGCGGCGGGGCAGCAUCUGCCAGUCACCGAGCCGCUUGCUGCCGUCUCGCUAGCGGACGCCGGCCUCGACACGGGGCGGCCGGCCCCCGAGUCCACGAUGGGGGGAGAGACCACGUGUAUCGUGUGUUUUGCGAGAGUCAAGUCGCAUGCUGCGGUUCCGUGCGGGCACUUGUGCGCUUGCGGGCCAUGCUCUGAGCUGAUGCGAGAGUGCCCUUACUGCCGCUCGAGCCAGUGA
Molecule: messenger RNA, 1326 nt
Organism: Emiliania huxleyi CCMP1516
Lineage: Eukaryota; Haptophyta; Isochrysidales; Noelaerhabdaceae
Exons: 5
Coding region: 1-1326 (441 amino acids)
Biological process (GO): ubiquitin-dependent protein catabolic process; protein deubiquitination
Cellular component (GO): cytoplasm
Molecular function (GO): cysteine-type deubiquitinase activity
Source: RefSeq, a predicted model, not a curated record